AUUCUACAUCAGCUGUCUACGAGGCUACGUCCCCAACUCUCCUCGACCGAUAGCCCACUGUUGACACGCAGUCGACCAGUCGCUCCUCGCGCGGGAAGCCAGCUCUCCUCAUGCCCCGGGCCGCGCCCCGCGUGGUUAACAACCGUGAUGAAGAUGAUGACGACGAGGUAGAAUCAAGCGCGUCCGAGAGCGAGGCGGAGGAGGAGGACCUCGCGGCCGAGGAUGAGGCCGAGGAUGUCGGCCACGAUGCCGACGAGGAGGAGGGCGAGGAGCAGGAGGAGCAGGAGCGCGAGGAGCCGCGGGGAGGGCGAGCCGGCGGCGCUGACGGGCCGGCGUCAGCCAGUGGCCGCGGCGGUGUCAAGCAGGGCGGGGGCCGGUUGAAGCUGUCGCUGGCGGCGGGGAAUGACGUGUGCAAGGUGUGCGGCAAGCGUGGCCACAGGGCUGGGUUCGUGGGGGCGACCUACCUGGACUGCCCCAACAAGCCUUGCUACCUGUGCAAGCGGCCAGGCCACACCACAGCAACCUGCCCCUACCGCAUCGCGCCGGGGCAAGGCGGCGCCGCCGCCGGCGCGGCAGCGGGCGGGCUGGGCGGCGCUGGUGGCGGCAGGGGCGGCAGGGCCGGCGGCAGCGGCGGCGGCGGACUGGCGCGGGCGCUCAUGCGGCGGGAGUGCCAGGGCGGCCGCCACGCGCUGGCUCCGCGGCGCCCCCACGUGCCUCAGUACCAGGUGGAGGCGGCCAUACUCAAGAUACACACACGCAGCUCCGUGUGUAGCCUGCAGCUGCACCGCCGCGGCAACAAAGUGGUCAGCGUACACGUACACCCGCUGCAGCCCGCGCUCAUACUCACAGCCGGCAACGACCACUCCGCGCGCAUAUUCGACAUCCGGGAGCUGUCCUCCGCACCUUCAGCCGCCGCUGCCGCCGCCGGCGGCGGUAGCGGCGCAACCGCCGCGAAUGGCGGCGGCGGCGCGGCGGCGGCGGCUGCCGCCGCCGUGGCGGGCGCGCGCCUGGCGACGGCGGGCAGCGCCGCCGCCGGCGGCGGGUUGGGCAGCCCUGCCGCGCAAGGGAGAGGGUCGCUAUCGCCGUCACCGUCGCCGGCGGGGGCAUCGCAGGCGGCGGAGGGGAAGGGCAAGGGCGGCGGAAAGCGGGGUGGCGCGACGGCGGCGGCGGCCGCGGCGGCGGCGGCUGCCAAUGCGGUGGCUGCGCGCGCUGAGCUGGCGGUGAUUGCGCACCCGCGUGUGGUGAACGCGGCAUACUUCAGCCCGCACACCGGCCGCCGCAUCCUGACCACCUGCCAGGACAACCGCCUGCGAGUGUACGACAACGUGCCGUACGGCUGCGGCGGCGGCGCGCCGCCGGACGUGGAGAUCGUACACAGCCACGACUUCAACCGCUACCUGACACCCUUCAAGGCGGAGUGGGACGCCAAGGACCCCACAGAGUCCGUGUUCGUGGUGGGCAGGUACAUCAGCGAGGACUUUGGCGGCGUGGCGCUGCACCCCGUGGACGUGAUGAGCGCAGCCGACGGCGGACUGCUGCGGCAGCUGACCGACACCAACCUCACCACCAUCUCGCCAGUCAACAAGCCGCACCCGCGCAGGGACGUUAUCAUCUCGGGGAGCAGUCGCUCGCUGUACUGCUGGGCGCCCGUGCCCCCAGACGACCAGCAGGAGGAGGAGGGGGAGGCGGAGGGGGCCGGCCGCCAGGGGGCGCAGGCGCCGGGCCUGGCGGGCCGCGGCGGCGGCAGUGGCAGCAGGAGCGGUGGGGCGGGCGGCGCGGGCCUGUCAACUGGCGCGUACGGCGGUGGGGGUGCGGGAGGGGGCGCGAGGGCGUCGCGGACGUUCGUCAGCUUUGACGCGGACCCGGGCGGCAAGGCAGGCGCGGGCGCGGGCGGGAAGAAGCGCAAGAAGGGCGGCGGCAAGGAGGCGGCGCCCGACUUUGACGACGAUGACUGAGCGGCGAUGAGGGCCCGGCGAGGAACGGAGGGGGCAGGGUGCGCGGGGGUGUGGCAGUGCGUGGACCAACGUGGUCGUGAGUGAAGUGAGGGGUUUGCACUGCAGGAUCUGCCUGUAUGUGUGUGCGCGUGUUGGCUGACAUGUAACAAACUGAAAGGAUGGCUGAUGACUGACGCAGGAUGUGCAGGCCGCGAGGAGCGUCUGGAUGGACGGAAUGUGUGGGUAUGGUAUGGGUGACCAAAUGGUCGCAGGAUGGCGGCGGCGGCUGGGCAAGGCGCGGGCAGUUGCGGGGCCGGACGAUUGACGCAGAGCUGACACGUGCAAUGGCCACCGGGUGAGGUGCAUGUAGAGGGGUUUGGGACUGCGGACUGCUAAAGUGCUAAACCUACGUGGCAUUGAAACGUUACGCGCAAGUUGAGGAGGGCGCGUGCCGCCGAAGACGCUUGGGGUCUUCCUACGUGUUUUUGGGCUGAGCCCCCCAGGAUUGCCCCUGACUUCCAGGAGUCGGGACUAAAUGUCGGUGGCAACCGACAGCUAAUCGCCGAGUUGGACACCCCGAACCCC
Messenger RNA from Chlamydomonas reinhardtii, 2519 nucleotides. RefSeq lists its product as uncharacterized. The record is from RefSeq and is a predicted model, not a curated record. Gene Ontology annotation, biological process: response to UV; DNA repair. Gene Ontology annotation, molecular function: damaged DNA binding; zinc ion binding; protein binding. The transcript has 7 exons. NCBI's taxonomy places the organism in Eukaryota, Viridiplantae, Chlorophyta, Chlorophyceae, Chlamydomonadales, Chlamydomonadaceae. Gene Ontology annotation, cellular component: nucleus; Cul4-RING E3 ubiquitin ligase complex. Bases 111 to 1955 code for a protein of 614 amino acids.